GCUCACCGACGCCGCUAUCCCUCCAUCCUCCUCACCUCCUUUUCUCGCCAUGCCGUCCGACUCUCCUGUUCAUCGCGAGGCAGCUUCUUCUCCGCACUCUCGUUCUCCUUCACCUGCGGGCAACGAUACCUUGACUCUCAGGGCGCUCGUCAGUUCUAAAGAUGCGGGUGUGAUCAUUGGGAAAGGUGGCAAGAACGUUGCGGAUCUUAGGGACCAAACUGGCGUCAAAGCUGGCGUCAGCAAGGUCGUCCCUGGUGUGUUUGAACGGGUGUUGACUGUGGGUGGUUCUGUGGAGGGUGUAGCAAAGGCGUAUGCUCUCAUAGUUUCCCAGCUUGUUGCCGCGAAUCCCUCCUCUCCUGUCUCGAAUUCUUCACAGCCGCACACUGCCAUCCGCCUUCUAAUCUCGCACAAUCUGAUGGGCAGCGUGAUCGGACGUAAUGGCCUGAAGAUCAAGGCGAUACAAGAUGCAUCAGGAGCGCGAAUGAUUGCUUCAAAGGAAAUGCUUCCUCAAUCCACAGAGCGCAUAGUCGAAGUGCAAGGUUCACCAGACGCAAUUGGACGCGCUAUCGAAGAGAUUGGCCGAUGUCUUCUGGAGGAUUGGGAGCGAGGUAUGGGAACUGUGCUCUUCCAUCCUGGCCCUGGCACGGGGGAUGAACGGUCUGGGCGACGGUCGUCUAACGCUGGUGGUCGGCGAUAUAACGGCGAUGCGAAUGGGCGCGGGCGGACGUCGCCCUCCCCUACUUCCCCAACUCAGCCGACAAACCUACGCACACAGAACAUCUCUAUUCCGUCUGAUAUGGUUGGAUGCAUUAUCGGACGGAAUGGAACGAAAAUCACCGAGAUCCGGCGUCUCUCCGGUUCCAAAAUAUCAAUUGCGAAGGAGCCCCAUGACGAGACUGGCGAGAGGAUGUUUACGAUUGUGGGCACCCCUGAAGCCAACGAGAAGGCGCUUUUCCUCUUGUAUAACCAAUUGGAGAGCGAGAAAGAGAGGCGAGUGGGCAGGGACCAGCAACAGCAAGAGGAACUGCAGGAUUGAUGAAGGCUUGGAGCAACGCACGUACCAUCUGCGCUCUUAUGCUCUAAACGCUCUGCAACGCUAUGAGGUCAAUCUACGGCUUCAUGAACGUCAAGUCGAGGCGCCUCCCGCCGUGCUCGCACGUCCAUCAAAUCCUCUACUCACCCAUCCUCAUGCAGCUUCUCAACUCUGCGAGCACUCGCCAUUCUUCAAACCUCCUGUCAUCCGUAAAAAUCAAAGCUUUCCUCAUCCUCUUGACCCCCCC
Messenger RNA from Laetiporus sulphureus 93-53, 1280 nucleotides. RefSeq names its product cytoplasmic protein. Gene Ontology annotation, molecular function: mRNA 3'-UTR AU-rich region binding. The transcript has 3 exons. Gene Ontology annotation, biological process: 3'-UTR-mediated mRNA stabilization. The record is from RefSeq and is a predicted model, not a curated record. Gene Ontology annotation, cellular component: nucleus; cytoplasm. Lineage: Eukaryota; Fungi; Basidiomycota; Agaricomycetes; Polyporales; Laetiporaceae. The coding region runs from base 50 to 1036 and encodes 328 amino acids.